Ostrinia furnacalis (Asian corn borer) is the source of this 1715-nucleotide messenger RNA. RefSeq names its product dephosphocoenzyme A carrier (gene DPCoAC). The record is from RefSeq and is a predicted model, not a curated record. The transcript has 9 exons. Bases 241 to 1215 code for a protein of 324 amino acids. Gene Ontology annotation, biological process: transmembrane transport. Lineage: Eukaryota; Metazoa; Arthropoda; Insecta; Lepidoptera; Crambidae.
GCUGUCAGUCGUCUUUGACAGCUGUUUGGUCGAAGUCGUAAUUCCGCGCAGUGUUUUUCUAAUUUUAUUCAAAGAAAAUUCGACAUAACAUUAUUUCGUAACCCGUUUACAAGUUGAACAGUGAUUUGUUUUCAUAUUAGUGUCGUGUGUGCUUCGGAAAUAAAAUUGGCUGUGAUUUUUAAAACUAUCGAAAUCGCGGUGGCCGAAAAACUUCUUUAGAAGCGGCGCGGCAUGUGAGCGAUGGCGGUGGGCGAGGCGCGCGUGCCGUUGCUGCACGGCGACCCGGCGCCGGCGCACCAUGAGAAGGUAACGGACCACCGCAGCUUGAGCGCGGGCGCGACGGUGGUGACGUCACUGGUGGCAGGCGCGUCCGCCGGAGCGCUAGCCAAGACCACCAUCGCGCCGCUCGACCGCACCAAGAUCAACUUCCAGACCUCCCAAACCCCGUACUCAUGGCGAGCCGCUGUGAGCUUCCUACUGCACAGCGCUCGCACAGAAGGCAUAAUAGCGCUAUGGCGCGGCAACAGCGCGACGAUGGCGCGCAUAGUGCCCUACGCAGCCAUACAGUUCACAGCGCACGAGCAGUGGAAGCGAGUGCUUGGUGUGGACACGCCACAAGCUGCGCAACACCACCGCAUCAAGCACUUAAUAGCUGGGUCGCUAGCGGGCGUGACGUCACAGAGCCUGACGUACCCGUUGGACAUGGCGCGUGCUCGCAUGGCCGUCACCAACGCUCAGGAAUACCGCACACUGGCAGCCGUGUUCCGGCGCGUGGCCUCCGAGGAAGGACCGAGGGCGCUGUACCGCGGCUACCCCGCCACGGUGCUCGGAGUGAUUCCCUACGCGGGCGUGUCCUUCUACACUUAUGACACGCUCAAGCACAUGUAUUUUGAUCGCUUCGGCGGCACCCGCAAUCCGUUCUCGAACAUGAUAUUCGGCGGCGCCGCGGGCGCGGUCGCGCAAACAGCGUCCUACCCUCUCGACAUAGUGCGGCGCCGCAUGCAAACGGCGCGGCGCCGGCCAGACGGGUCAUACAACUGCCGCACCAUACCAGCUACCAUCGCUUACGUGUACAGCUCGGAGGGUCUCCGCGGGUUCUUCAAAGGGCUGAGCAUGAACUGGGUGAAGGGCCCCAUCGCCGUGGGCAUAUCCUUCGCCACCUACGACUUCAUCAAGUCCUCGCUUAGAGACAUCGCGCUCGCGCUGGAUAGGUAGAACUUAUGGAGGGAAGAGUUUAACGCUUAUCCUUUUGAUUGCCGAUGGGUCGCCACAAAUCGACGCGUCCACCUACAUUUUGUUGCGAAUCAGAUUCUAUAGCAACUGUAUAAGGUGCUAGUUAGCUUGUUGUGCCGUCGUCGCUAUGGUUGUAAAAUUAUUGUAAAUGAUUAAUAGUUCUUUUUGAGGCACAGUAAAGAGAGUUUUGUUCUAUAGUUUUGUGAGCGGUUAUGUAAAUAUCAAUUUUAGCCGAUUUAUUUUUGCAAUGUAAAAAAAAUCACACAUAAUAACAUACAACAACUUUUUGUAUGGAAUCAUAACCGAAACUGUUAGCGUCAAAUAGUUCGUGGCACCCAAAGUAGCCAAAAAGUUCGCAACACGUCUUUGUUACAAUUUGAUGUUUGAAUAAGGAAUGAAUGUUUAAAAACCGCCUCUGUGGUCUAGUGGUAAGACCACCUGCUUCAGACGCAGAGGUCCCGGGUUCGAUUCCCAGUGGGGGC